Amoebophrya sp. A25 is the source of this 3497-nucleotide messenger RNA. Lineage: Eukaryota; Dinophyceae; Syndiniales; Amoebophryaceae. The record is from the annotation of a GenBank genome assembly.
AGUUAUAUGUACUUGAUUUUUAUUUUUUUGAUGUCGAAUCUUACUGGAGUAGCUAGUAGAGAUUAUACCUAGCUAGUGGAUCUUCAAGCAAAGAAAUUAAGGGCUGCCGGCUCGAAGACACAGGAGUUGCUCGAAAAGAACCGAAGGAGCGAUGCCCGACGUCACAGCACUAAGGCAACAUUUCAAUAUUCUUGUACUUGCCCAUUGAUUGAACGUAACUUGCGAUGCUACCCCUAGCUACCAAUACCAUCGAUCUUCCAAGUAAUUGGAACCCCGAUUCUGUCUUAGUCUUACAUUCUAUAACUAUAAAUAAUGUGGUAUUUAGGCGUAGGCACGUCACGCGAAUAAUAUUGAAAACGUCUUCAUCAAGUACCUACUUCUUUUUCUAAGCGGCCUAAGAGGGGAGCAGCCAGACCUUGAGUUUGUGACCACUUUGGCGCGGCGUGCUGGUGCUGUCGUUCGGAAAAACUUUGGUUUAGGCCACGUAGGAAGGGAUAUCCAGAAUAAGUCGCCGGCUGAUUUGGUAACGGAGGUCGAUGUCUUCGUUGAGAAGCUGAUAACGGACAGGAUUUUGGCCCGCUUUCCUGCGCACAAGAUCUUGGGCGAGGAGACGGCAGACUCUACGAGUAUAUUGACGGCCGAUCCAACGUGGAUUAUCGAUCCCAUUGAUGGCACGACGAAUUUCGUUCAUGGUGUACCUUACGUUGCGGUGUCCAUUGUUAUGGAGCGCCUACUUGAAUCGAUUCGCGGUAUAUCUUAUCAGAUAUAUUGCUUAAUUGCAAAGAUGACAAAAAAAAUGAGCUUGGAGUAAGAAAAUAUGGUCGAGUAUCGUUUAAUUCGUAGGAGUGUGACAUCUAGUUUCAGCGCAAGCUUGCGGCUUACUACCUAUCUAUGUAUUUUGAAACAUCUAUGUGUCUUGAUGCUUUAUAUAUUUCAAUAGUCGAGGAUGAUCACAGCAGAUGCGCAACUAGCAGUUUCAACCUCAAAUAGCUCCUCUACAAGACGCAACUCAACCUGUACACCCACUUCAAGCACAGGGCUAAUAAUGGAGCAUGCAUUUGUUAUUUCAAUAGUUUAGUUACAGCCCAUAAAUGCAUAGAUGUGAUACUAGCCUUUUCCGCCUCGUCACUUGCAGUUUUUCUACUUUCUUCAUGAUUGGUUUUUACGUGAAUUUUGAAGCGGUUUUGGGUGUCGUGUACAAUCCAAUUUUAGAUGAGAUGUUUGCGGCGGAGGCGGGCCACGGCGCGUGGCUGGAGACAUGGAUUGUAACCGCAGAAGAGUCUUCUUCUGUUAAGAGCAAGUUUUAUGUAAAAGUACUUUGUAGUCCGGUUUCUUUCUAUCAUCCGACGUCUCGUUUUUUUUUUACUUAUUUGUUGUCUGUGAAAUGCAGUGUUUUCGAAGCCCAGCAUUCCUGGAGCCGUGGCCCCUGCAAGAUCGCAAGCCAGAGAACUUCGACUACGCGACGAAUGGGAAAUGAACACUAUUUCCUGGAACGAGUGAACCGGAGGAUUGAAAAGGAGCAGCUACUAACUAAGUAGGAGCAAAGAUCGCACAACUUAGAAUAGCACACACAGAAAUUGGUCUGUGAUCAAAAGCAACAUCAAAAACAACGAACCUUUAAUUCUUGUGGAGAUCGAGCAAAUCUUUCGCUAGAUUCAGUUAAGGCCAUGACGUUCGAAGCCACCGAUCUGCUUGUGAAAGUAAAACAGCAAAACGAAAUAUACAGAUGAAUGAUCAUGGGCAUGACUUUUCAAGGAAGUCUAGGAAUUCUAGAACACCACAGGUCACAGGGUUUAUUCACUUUCUCAUAACUCAUCUUCUGCUUCUAACCUCCCAGCAGAAAAUAUUGAUGUGGAAACAUCAUCUACUUCAAUACCAAACGCCUCGGUCGUUUCGGGGACGACGAAGCGGCUUGAGCGGCGGCCCUUGGUUCGUGGCAAGUGGGCGGGCGACACGAAUAAGGUACUGGGCGAGUCACUAGUCGGGUGCGGAUUCCUGGUCCAGGAAUGCGGCAAGCUGAGAAGUACUGCUGAGAAGUAAGGCUUUUGGGGAUUCGAAGAAUAUUUGUAGUGAAGGUAAGUAAUAUAGGUAUUAUCUUCAGUCUGAAAAAUAUGUCGUAGUUAAGUAGAGUUGACAUUGAUGCAUUCGUCUGGAUUUUUUUGUUAGCGGCGGUGCUUACCUGAUUCGUAUUGAUCGGGGAACUGGUUCGUCUUGCCCCCGAUCAUAGUGGAGAGUGAUUAUCUGACUUCGAGACGCAGUGCUGAUGAUGAGUGAUCAUGACCAUGAUUAGAAGUAUUUCAAGCGCUAAGAUGACUUAGCAGAAUCCGACCGCACACGCAUCGAAACCCUUUACAAGAACAUUGUCGCGAACACGAGCGCCUUGAUUCCCAUUUGUCGCGAUUUGCGGCGUUCUGGCUCAGCCGCGUGCGACCUCGCAUCCCUAGCUUGUGGGCGUUUGGAUGUCUAUUUUGACUAAGAAUCGGUUUCUAAGUAUAAUUCGUUUGGGCUUGUAGCUAACCUACGUCAAUAUGAAUUUGUUUUGAUUAUCUAGAUGCAGGCUGAGUAGAGUCUAUAACUGAUCGUCUGAGCAUGAGAACAAGUGGACGCUGCCUCAUUUCAUCCAGAAAAAAACUUUAAUUUGAGUUCGGCGUUCGAGAGUGGGACAUCGCGGCGGGUUUACUGAUUUGCAAGGAGGCAGGCUGCGUUGUGGCAGAUUUCGACGGCAAGACUCCUCUACCCCGGGAGUUGAAUGCGCGCCGCGCUCUCGUGGCGGUGAAUAGCAACAUUUUGCAGCAGGUGUUAAGGCUAUAAUUAAUAAGUCGUACAACCAUAAUAUCUAUCAUGUCGGAGGUCAUGCCUCGUGACACAGCAGGAUCGAUCCUUGGCGAUUUUCCUACGGGAAAACGGGGCAAGGGAUGCUCUCAACGAUGCCAACGCGGUGGCUCUAAGGAUGGCUGAAGUUUUGGUCUACGAAGAUCUUUCGUCAUAAAAGGCAAGACGACCUACCUUGGCCCACGUUCGGUAGGAUUGUCAAGCCCCGUGCCUACGGUUGCCACUAGUCGCAGUUUCAUCACCGACAUACACGUGACGUACCACGGAGCCGGUCCAGCGGGCUCGAUAAGUGGUUACUCUUAGACUCGCGUCGUGCAUUGGUUUUGGAGAUACGACGUCGCACUUUUUGAGUUGUAGCGAUUUUAUCGGCGGUUGUACUACAAGUGCCUAGAAUGCGAUGGCGGCUAAGGCGGCUACUGCGGAGUCAUUGAGUCUCCAAUACGGGGGGAUGCUCCUUGAUGAUCCACGUAAUUUGACAUGAUGUUGAGUUCCCACCACCUAUUCCGAUUAGUCCUGUGAACGUGCAGUUCCACAGAGUGUUAAGAAGCUAUAGCUGCGCAGAAGAAGCGUUAGCGCACAAGUAGCCCUGUACUUUUUAGUAAAUUAUCAUGAGCAUGAUUGCGAAGUCGCGCAACACUGAUAGAGAAUUUCGGCUCGUCUUGUAU